Electrophorus electricus (electric eel) is the source of this 922-nucleotide messenger RNA. It is a transcript of the gene cdkn2, whose product is annotated as cyclin-dependent kinase inhibitor 2A/B (p15, inhibits CDK4). Lineage: Eukaryota; Metazoa; Chordata; Actinopteri; Gymnotiformes; Gymnotidae. The record is from RefSeq and is a predicted model, not a curated record. Gene Ontology annotation, biological process: regulation of cyclin-dependent protein serine/threonine kinase activity; negative regulation of cell population proliferation; regulation of G1/S transition of mitotic cell cycle. Gene Ontology annotation, molecular function: protein kinase binding; cyclin-dependent protein serine/threonine kinase inhibitor activity. Gene Ontology annotation, cellular component: nucleus; cytoplasm.
ACCGAGACAAGCCCGAACAAAUAUCCCGCACAUGAUCGCACGGUAGGCUGCCGUUGGGCGUAAUGACCAGCUCUGCCCGCGUCUAGAGGGCUGCACACGUGCGCGACCCUCCACACGCGCAGCAGGGGAAGUAAAGUAUGUCGAGACGAUGCAUUUGCGAUUAUAUCCUGGUGCUUUAAGGUACCUGUCAAACGGAAUCCCGGGGCUCGCGGACAAACCGACUCGGACGGGAUAGGAUGCAUGACAAAGAUAAGCUCGCGACAGCAGCCGCGAAUGGAAACGUAGAACUUGUUGAGUCUUUGCUGCUAAAUGGAGCUGAUGUUAACGGCGUGAAUAGAUUUGGGAGGACACCUAUUCAGGUGAUGAUGAUGGGCAGUACGCCGGUGGCGAGGGUACUGCUCGCGCAUGGAGCGGACCCCAACGUGGUGGACGCACACGCGGGCGCUACUCCGCUACACGACGCCGCGAGAACGGGGUUCCUGGACACUGUCAAGAUUUUAAUCCAGUUUGGUGCCAACCCCGAUGUCGGAGACAACAACAAUUACAGACCUGUGGAUUUAGCACAGCAGAACGGUCACCAAGAGAAAACUUCGAAGGUGUCUCGUGUGGCUUUAUUUCGUUCGUUUGCACAUUAUCCGGUGAUUCCAGCCUUCAUACCGUCGUAUCUUAAGUAGACGUGGAGGCGCAGACAGAGCCCGUGCCGCCCAGACCGCGAGCUUAUCAUGUCCACCCAGACGCAAAACGCUGCAGGCGCAAGUGAAGACACCGAGUCUCAGGCACGUGCAGGAAGAAAACGUCUCGGCGGUGUAGGCUAACAACAGAUUUGUGAAAACAAUAAAUGUGUCGCAGUGAUCUUUAUGGUGGCAUCUACUGUUUAUUUGAAAAACAAACGUAGAUAAAUAAACGUUUAAUUAUUGCUUAA